This is a messenger RNA of Pygoscelis adeliae (Adelie penguin), 2448 nucleotides long. RefSeq names its product kinesin-like protein KIF20A. The record is from RefSeq and is a predicted model, not a curated record. Gene Ontology annotation, cellular component: nucleus; spindle microtubule. Bases 1 to 2448 code for a protein of 815 amino acids. Gene Ontology annotation, biological process: mitotic spindle assembly; microtubule-based movement. Lineage: Eukaryota; Metazoa; Chordata; Aves; Sphenisciformes; Spheniscidae. Gene Ontology annotation, molecular function: microtubule binding; plus-end-directed microtubule motor activity; ATP binding. The transcript is spliced from 18 exons.
AUGGAUGAUGAGGGGAAAAACUAUGUUACUGCAGAAGUAUCUGAUACGUUGGAAUCAGUUUCUUUUCUGAACAUAGCGGGCGUAUCACCUUUGAAAGUCUUCUUGAGAGUGAAGCCCUUUUCUAUAGCAGAGCUUGAAAGCCAUGAAUCUCAGGGUUGUGUAACUAUUGAAGAUCCCCAGACAGUAAUUCUUAAUGCACCCAAAGAGUCUUCUGCCAUGAAAAACAGUGAAAGAGGGAUUGGUCAUUCUGUGCACAGGUUCACCUUUUCUCAGGUCUUUGGACCAGAAACUACUCAGAGCGAAUUUUUUGAAGGCUCAAUGAAAGAGGUCGUAAGAGCAUAUGUUAAUGGAGUGAAUGGACUGGUGUUUACUUAUGGGGUUACAAAUGCAGGCAAGACAUUCACUAUCCAAGGGACUUCAAAAGAUUUUGGUAUUUUACCUCGCUCACUCGAUGUGAUUUUUCACCACAUAAGGGGAAGACAUUACCUGAAGAUGAACUUCAAACCAUAUUUGAGCAACGAUGUUAAGAAACUAGAAGAUGCACAAGUUAAGCAAGAAGAAGCCAUAAAAACUGCUAUUCUUGCAUCACUGAAAGAGGAGACAGAAAGCAUCUCAAAUACUAUUACAAAUAUAUGCGAUGCGGAGUCAGCUUCUUCCAACUGUACUUCAAAAAGUCUUCCUUCUGACUCACUAGCAGAGAACAACUUUGUUCCACUUGACAUACAUAGGAUUAAUACACACCAAAGAACACAAGCGUCUGUGUGGAUUUCCUUUUGUGAAAUUUAUAAUGAAUAUGUGUAUGACCUAUUAAAUGUAUUAUCUACAUCAAAAACUCAGAAGCGCAGAGUCUUAAGAAUUUGUGAGGAUCAAGGAGGAAAUUCUUAUAUUAAAGACUUAAAGUGGAUUAACAUUCAGAGCACUGAAGAAGCCUGCAAAAUACUAAAAAUAGGAAACAAGAACCGAAGCUUUGCUUGUACUAGAAUGAAUGAGCAAUCAAGUAGGAGUCACAGUAUAUUUUCAAUCAGGCUACUGAGGCUAACUGAUGAGCAUCAGCCGUGUGUUCUUGGAGUUUCCGAGUUGUCUUUCUGUGACUUGGCUGGAUCAGAGAGGUGUAAUAAAACACAAGCCUUUGGAGACAGACUAAAAGAAGCAGGAAAUAUUAAUAACUCUCUUCAUAUCCUUGGAAAAUGCAUUGCAGCAUUGAAGCAAAAUCAAAAUCCAAAGAUGAAGCCAAGCUAUAUUCCAUUCAGAGAGAGCAAAUUGACUCGUCUGUUUCAGCCGUUCUUUUGUGGAAAAGGCAAAGCUUGUAUGAUUGUAAACAUUAAUCAGCAUGCUUCCACAUAUGAUGAAACACUACAUGUAAUGAAAUUUUCAGCUAUAGCCAAACAGGUAAUCCAGACAAUCCUACCCAAAAAUUUUGGUUAUUUUCCACCCAAGCUAGUUGGAGGCAACAGCAAACCUAUCAUGCACUUUGACGCUAACACAUCUGUGGAUGACUUUCCUGACAGUACUGAAACUUCCGCAGAAGAGGAAGUGGACAUCACCAUUCUGAGUCAUGAGGAUCUCUUGAAAACUACAGAGAACCUAAAGGAGAAGCUAGUGGCAGAAAGGCAAAGUAAACUCCUUCUGGAGGUGAAGAUACGUAGAGAGAUGGCAGAAGCAAUGUUCCGACAGCUGUUGGAAACAGAGGAAGCCUGGAGCAACCGCUUGGAGGAUAUGAAAGACAGUUAUGAAGAAAAACUGGAGAGCAAAUUUGAAAUGUAUAAAGAGGCCAUCAAGAAACAUGCAUAUGUGUGUGCAAUGGAACAAAUUGAAGACCAUUAUGUUCCCAUAGAAGAAUUUCUAGCUGAACAAGAGAAAGUUGAGGAUAGAGAGAGUAAAAUACUGCAAUUGGAAAGGCAACUUGAUGAACAGUCAGGGAGGCUGUUGGCUCUGGGAAGUGAGAAUUCAGAUAUACUGACUACUGAAAAUAACAUGGAACUAGAUCGUAUGAACAAGAUGAUGAGGAGAGCCAAUGAAGGAUUGCAGAAGCAAUGCAAAGAGAAAGAAGAGCUUAUAAAAUCUCUGAAGUUUAAAAUACAGAAAUUAAAUGAAACCCUGCUAGAAGCUAAUGAAGGCUAUAGAAAAAUGGCAGAAGAGAACAGUCAACUGAAGCAUACAAUCAUGCUCAAGGAUCAAGAAAUGAAUAGUCUUCAGAACUGGGCUAAACGUGUUCUUGAGCUUGAAGAAACAGUGUCUUCCCUGCAAAAAGAACUUGACGAACGGAAAAAGCAUUUCUCUACAGAGGAGCCAAAACAACAAAAACCCAGGAGAGGUUUGUUGGCUAACCUGAAAUCCACAGUAGCAGCCACUGCUAGUACACCUCUUGGUAAAGGCUGGGGGAAGUAUGAAGAUGCUUCAUCCUCUUCGAGAAAACAAGUACUGUUGGCUCAUAAAGCAAAAGAAUAA